Messenger RNA from Boleophthalmus pectinirostris (great blue-spotted mudskipper), 3873 nucleotides. RefSeq names its product solute carrier family 45 member 3 (gene slc45a3). Gene Ontology annotation, biological process: transmembrane transport. The transcript has 6 exons. Gene Ontology annotation, cellular component: membrane. Lineage: Eukaryota; Metazoa; Chordata; Actinopteri; Gobiiformes; Gobiidae. The record is from RefSeq and is a predicted model, not a curated record. Gene Ontology annotation, molecular function: sucrose:proton symporter activity. Bases 274 to 1965 code for a protein of 563 amino acids.
UGCCUCUCCAGAAGAUCUAACUUUACACCAGUUGUCGCUAUUGGCUCGUAUGAGACGGUGAAAGACAGAGCACGGAUUUCUACCCCUGCAUCCAGCUCAAGAAUGCUGAGAAGAGAAUGACUCCUUCCAGUUCUUCGAGACACAGUGUCAUUGCUGCGGUCUCUGGGCAGCCCUCUCGUCUCUCCGGGGUACUGUUCCCCAGUCACCCGCCUGGCCCCCUCUGUUGUGUCCAGUAGUGGUCACCCAGCAUUCAGGAAAGGCUCCCCUGUAAAUAUGCCUGAAUGGAGGGCUCAGUGGCAUCUCGUCCUGCUGAACUCCCUGACAUGUGGCCUAGAGAUCUGUGUGGCAGCUGCAACCACAUAUGUGCCCCCACUGCUGCUGGAGGCGGGUGUGGAGGAGCGCUACAUGACUAUGGUGCUAGGUAUUGGUCCAGUUCUUAGCCUCUUCCUCACUCCUUUUGUGGGCUCCGCCAGUGACAACUGUAACAGUCGAUACGGCAGACGGCGGCCGUUCAUCUGGCUGCUAUCCCUUGGUGUCCUUAUAGCACUUUUUAUCAUUCCCAAUGCAGAUAUACUUGCUUCACGGCUCUUUUGGGGUGGACAAAGACUCCAGGUGGGCUUCCUGAUUAUUGGUGUAGGACUCCUUGACUUCUGUGGACAUGUAUGUUUCACACCACUGGAGGCUCUGCUGUCAGACCUGUAUCGAGAAGAGGAAGAGUGUGGACAAGCCUUUGCCAUGUUCUCCUUUAUGGUCAGCCUGGGUGGCUGUGUGGGUUACUUGCUUCCUACACUGGAUUGGAGUGGUGGUGUGCUCUCUGUUUACCUUGAAAGACAGGCGGACUGCCUUUUUUUCCUACUCAUUCUCAUCUUCGUGUCCAGUCUGAUGAUUACUAUGAAGGUGUCUGAGGAGCCGUCUUGUGCCAGCAGCACUCUGACUGUCUCCAGUUCUUUAUUGGACUCAGGAGCUGCAAUGGAGGCUGGCCGUUGUGGCUUCCCACGUACUUGCUGCUACUUUCUUAAGUGUAAGCUAAGGAUCUGGAAGUCUGGGCCAUUGUUGUGCCUGCUGAGAACGUGCUGGUCUAUCUAUAGAAGUUACUGCCACGUUCCCCAUGUUAUGAGGCAGCUUUGUGUGGCUCAGCUCUGCAGCUGGAUGGCUGUCAUGUCUUUUGUCCUCUUCUACACAGACUUUAUUGGUGAAGGGCUGUAUGAUGGAGUACCCAAUGCAGCUCCAGGAAGUGUCUCUAGACAAAGAUAUGAUGAAGGUAUUCGCAUGGGGAGCCUGGGUCUCUUCAUGCAGUGUGCUACCUCAACAGUCUUCUCCCUGCUUAUGAGUCGACUGGUGCAGCGCUUUGGCUCUCGCAGAGUCUAUGUGAGCAGUAUGGUGAGCUUCACAUUGUCUGCACUCGUCAUCUCUGUGUCUAAAAGUGUGGCCCUCGUCACUGUAAUGGCGGCGCUCACUGGCUUUGCGUAUGCCACUCUUCAGACCCUGCCUUAUACACUCACCUGCCAUUACCAUAAAGAAAAGGAGAUCUAUAUGCCAAAAACGAAAGCAAAAAACAUGCAUAAAAAUCAUAUUACAACCAAGAGGGACUCCAUAUAUUUGACAUCUGUGGACGUGGACAGUAGACUGACCAACCAAAAGGGGCCCGCCUAUGGACAAGACCCACACGAACUCUACUCCAGUGCUUCCAGUCUGAACGGCUCAGUGCCUAGCAGCUCUGAACAGCAGGAUGACACUGAGCCUGGCUUUGAGAAGAGAGGUGUGGGGCUGGACUUUGCUAUAUUAGACAGCGCCUUUCUAAUCUCUCAGGUUAUUCUUACCUUUUUCAUGGGCAUGAUCGUUCAGUUUGCGCAGUCUGUUACAGCUUACAUGGCCUGCUCGACCAUCUUUGGUGCUGUAGCAAUCUACUUCAGUGGUCGAAUUGUCUAUGACCAAAAGGACCUGAACAGCUAUAAUAUGCUGUAGAUGAGACAUUCUGUAGGUAAUUGUAUACAUUAAGAAGCCAUCCAGGUUCUGUGGAUAUAAAUUCAAGAAUGCACUGUUUUUGUUUUGUUUUGUUUUUUCUCGAAGAAUGCCUUUCUCUAUCGCCAAGUGUUUCUAAAAUAUGGGAAUGUUUUUUCCUAGGGUGUGAAAGUGUAUGGAAAAAUGUGUGAAAUGUGUCCAUUGACUUUUUUCUCAGGAACAACCUUACCGAUAUUACUGUGGAACUCAAUUCAAUACCUAUGAGCUAUGUGUAGUUUUGGUACAAAUUCUAAGACUGUAAAUAAUCAUAUUGAGGUGGCGUUUUUCUGGGAUAUUUUCCAACUUAAGGGUUUUUAUUGUAUUUACACAAGAUGGCCUUUGACUGUAGUUGGUUUGGUUAAGUUACCUAAACCUUUACAUUUUACAAAACAGCAUUUUCAGUUGACAAUCUUAAGGCAAUGCAUAUUGCUGGGUUUCAGACGGCAUCACAACAUCCUAUUGAGCAAUACUAAUUCAUACAGAUGGGGCAAAACUAAUAAUAAUCAAAUGCUGAGUUUUAUUGUUAUGUGGUAAGUUUUUAGGUCAAGUCACUAAGAGAAAUGGAUUAGAUUCAACAUUUAUGACUUUGGAUAUUUCAUGUGAAAGUACAAUGUUAUAAAUAGGGAAAUAUGUGGAGUUUGGUGUCCAAAGACAAGAGUGUUGGCACUGUACAGUACAUUGUUCGGGUCUUGGGAAAAAAGCAAUCAUAAACUUAAAGGUGCACUAUGUAACAUUUCUGGUGGAGGGUCCGUCACCUGCUUGUUUCUAUUGAGAUGUAAUUUUUCUGCCUGGAAUGUUCCACAGUAUGACAUUAAACAUCUCUACCUUACAUUUAUUCAGUUACAAGUGGUUUUAUAGCUUGAAAAUACCAAGAAAAGCAGGCAUUCUGACUAUAAGCGGGUUGCCUCUCCACAGAUCUGACCUGUAAUUUGGCCUGGUUUUGUCUCAGUGAAGAUAGAAUGGUUUAAUACCAUACUGUGUCCAAACAACAGUUCAGACAAAGCAAUCACAUCUUUAUGGAGAAAAGCAAAUGACGGACACUCCACCAGAAAAAUUAAACAAUGCACCUUUAAACAAUACUGCAGUUUAUUCACAUAAAUGCUGGCUUAUAGUGGCCUCUCCAUGCUCCUGUUGCUAUAAACGUUCCAUUAGUAGUCUAUAAGUGCUGGAGUGUAUUUGUGUUUUAAAUUGGAAGAACUUAAAUAUGAGCCUGACAUGGACUAAUGAUAAUGUAUGGAUGUUUGACAGAAGUCUACUGCAGAGGAGUCUGACAUUUUAGGCAGGCCAUAUGUUUUUCUAGGGAGUGGCCAGAGUUACAGUAAAAUAUAUAAGUGCCUUUUGUGUUCUUGUCUGUAUAUACUGUAUCUAAUUAUUUAUUAAGCUUGUAUUCCAAAAAAACAGCACAUAAUGUGUAUUGGCGGCAUCUUUUAUGUGCAAAGGUUGUUUCUGUUUAAAUUAUAAAUUAUUUGUAUAGAUGUGAGCGUUCUCAAAGUGUUAAUUUAUUUUUGCUAUUUUUGAGAAGUUAACAAGUGCUAUUGUCAGCUGCAAAUGAAGAUAUUGAAUGAAUAAACAUUAAUAAGAACACUGUGAGGUUACUUACUCUAAUGCAGCAAUUGCUACAAAAAUGGUGCUUGUUUAUGUAUAUGUUGGUUUUGCAUAACCACUUUACCUUAGUUUUGUAACUAUACAUGUGCACCAUUUCUGUCCUUCCUUGUGACCAAAUAUUCUUUGAUUCAAACCACUUAAGUGCCAAUGGCCAGAAUUGAGGCCAAAUCUGUUAUGUUUACUUAAACUGUAACAAUUCUGGUUGUUUCUGAAAUCCAUUGUUGCAAAUCCAUCAAAACAGAAAACAAAAAGGAUUUAUAAAUAAAA